AUGGAAUCAGUCACGCGCAUCGAACAAGCUUCGAAUGAGCAAAUUCGCGAUAGGGACCAUGCCGCUAAGAAUGAUGAGCCACCUUUGCAACUGCUACACAGCGACGACGACGAUGAAUACACACCAGACAUCCAAGCUCUUGCUCGCUCGUACUCGCAGCCCUUGGAGGUGCCCAGCCUAGGACAGCUCAUGGCAGAAUCAGAUUCUCCUCACAAUCCCAACUCACCCAACUUCAACGGUCGCAAAUGGGCGAAGACGGCUGUCAAACUAUUGUCCCAAAAUGGCACAUCAUACCGAUCCGCGGGCGUCUGCUUCCAGAACCUCAACGUCCACGGCUACGGCAGGUCAACCGACUUCCAGAAGGACAUUGCCAACGUCUGGCUCUCUGUCGCCGGCUUCGUGCGCAGAAUGACCAAAACAGGCAGUCGGCGUGUUGAUAUUUUACGCCAGCUCGAUGGUCUGCUGCAUAAAGGCGAAAUGUUGGUUGUUCUAGGUCCGCCAGGAUCCGGUUGCUCUACUUUCCUCAAAACCAUUGCUGGCGAGAAAGGCACCCAUCACGUCAGCGACGGAUCCUACAUGAACUACCAAGGAAUUCCCGCAACAGAGAUGCGCUCUAGGCACCGCGGAGAAGCCGUCUACAGCGCGGAAGAAGAUGUGCAUUUCCCUCAGCUCUCCGUCGGCGACACCCUGUACUUUGCCGCCCGGGCUCGUCAGCCGCGACACUUGCCAGUGGGUGUCAGCGAGAGCCAGCUCGCCACCUACCUGCGAGACGUUGCGAUGGCUGUCUUUGGCAUCUCCCACACUGCCAACACUUGCGUGGGUAGCCAACUGAUCCGCGGAGUUUCCGGAGGCGAGCGUAAACGCGUUACCAUUGCCGAAGCCGCCCUAUCAGGGGCCCCGUUGCAGUGCUGGGAUAAUUCCACUCGAGGCCUCGACUCGGCCAACGCCAUCGACUUCUGCCGGACAUUGCGGCUGCAGGCGGACGUCUUCAGCGCAACCGCGUGCGUUUCCAUGUACCAGGCGCCGCAGGACGCCUACGAUCUGUUCGAUAAAGUGCUCGUUUUGUACGAGGGCCGUCAGAUUUUCUUCGGAAGAGCCGACGCUGCUGCCAAAUACUUCCAUGACCUUGGAUUUCACUGUCCCGAGAGACAAUCGACGCCCGAUUUCCUGACGUCCAUGACGUCGCCACCGGAGCGAGUGGUGCGACCUGGAUUCGCCGGCAAGGUUCCUCGGACCUCGGAUGACUUUGCAGCCGCGUGGAGGCGGAGCCAAGAGUAUGCAACGCUUCAGCUGCAACUGGAAGAGUACAAGAAGACGCACCCUUUGGGCGGACACGACGCCGAAGUCUUCCGGGCCUCGAAGCAAGCGCAGCAGGCGCAGGGUCAACGCAACGAGUCCCCCUUCAUGCGCUCGUAUUGGAGUCAGGUCACAUUCUGCCUCUGGCGCGGGUGGAAAAGGCUGGUUUGCGAUCCAAGCACGCCGAUCGGGGCGAUUAUCGGAAAUUUCAUCUUGGCCCUCAUCAUCGGAAGCGUUUUCUACAACCUCGACAGCACCUCGUCCAGCUUCUUUGCCCGGGGGGCCUUGCUCUUCUUUGCACUGCUCAUGAAUGCCUUUGCUUCCUCCCUGGAUAUAUUGACCCUGUACGCGCAGCGACCAAUCGUCGAGAAGCACAACCGCUACGCCCUGUAUCAUCCUUCGGCCGAGGCGAUUUCGUCCCUGCUCUGCGACUUGCCGUACAAGAUCAUGAACUCCAUCAUCUUCAACUCCACCAUCUACUUCCUGGCCAAUUUGCGGAGGGAACCGGGAGCCUUUUUCUUUUUCCUCCUCGUUACCUUUUCCGCCGUUCUGGUCAUGUCCAUGAUCUUCCGGACCAUCGCUUCGGCGUCCCGCACAUUAUCGCAGGCCCUCGUUCCAGCCUCCAUCCUGAUGCUCGACCUCGUGAUAUUCACCGGUUUCGUGCUGCCGAAACAAUACAUGCUGGGGUGGUGCAGAUGGCUGAGCUACAUCAACCCGUUGGCGUACACGUUCGAGGCACUCAUGGUAAACGAGUUCCACAACCGCCAGUUCACCUGCACGGAUUUCAUUCCCACGUCGCAGGCCCCUUCGGAGGGUCUCUCCGGGGCACUUGCCAAGUACGCCAACGUCGCCAACAGCAACAGGGUCUGCAGUGCCAUCGGCGCCAUCCAGGGGCAGGACUUUGUCAGCGGCGACGCCUAUACCAAUUCGCAGUUUGACUAUGAGUGGGGUCAUCGCUGGCGUAACUUUGGCAUCCUCAUCGGUUUCACCGUCCUCUUCCUCAUCAGCUACCUCGUUGCGGCGGAAUACGUGCCGGCAGAAAUGGCUCAGGGUGAGAUUCUGGUUUAUCGUCGCGGUCAUCGGCCGACAUCGGCCAAGCACGCCGACAAGGAGUCGGACGAUGCGGAGCAUGCCACCACCGAAACAAAGCCCGUCGUCUCUCCAGGUGGCGGGGAGAAGGGCGAAGGCGUCCUGCAGCAGCAGACGACGGUGUUUCACUGGCAUGACGUCUGCUACGAUAUCCCGAUGAAACCUGAGCCGCGACGGAUCCUGGACCGAGUCGACGGGUGGGUGAAGCCCGGAACGCUGACUGCGUUGAUGGGAGUCUCCGGUGCGGGAAAGACCACGCUACUGGAUUGCUUGGCCGGCCGGGCUUCGAUAGGCAUGCUCACGGGAGACAUGUUCGUCGACGGCCGGCCACGAGACAUGUCGUUUCAGCGGAAAACGGGUUACGUCCAGCAGGCCGAUCUUCAUCUGCACACGGCCACGGUGCGUGAAGCGCUCGCCUUCAGCGCGCUGCUUCGUCAACCUGCCGAGAUUGCCGAUUCCGAAAAGCUGGCGUACGUGGAGGAAGUGAUCAAGAUGCUGGACAUGGAGGAGUACUCCGACGCCGUCGUCGGCGUUCCGGGCGAAGGUCUCAACAUCGAGCAGCGCAAGCGCCUCACCAUCGCCGUCGAGCUGGCGGCCAAGCCCCCUCUGCUGCUCUUUGUCGACGAGCCCACCUCCGGACUGGAUUCUCAGACGUCCUGGGUCAUCCUUGACCUGCUCGAGAAGCUCGCGAAGUCGGGCCAGGCGGUGCUCUGCACGAUCCAUCAACCGUCGGCGAUGCUGUUUCAACGUUUCGACAGGCUCCUGCUGCUGGCCGAAGGCGGGAAAAGCAUCUACUUUGGGGAAAUUGGCGAAGGCUCCAGGACGAUGACGGGCUACUUUGAGAAGCACGCCGGAUACGGCUGUCCCGCCGACGCAAACCCCGCCGAGUGGAUGCUGCAGGUGACGAGGACGACGACGUCCGAGGACGGAGACGGCUCCGGUGCGGACUGGGUGAGGACGUGGCGCGAGAGCGACGAGUUCGUCGCCGUCCAGGAGGAGCUUGACAGGUUGAAACGGGAGCCGCAACGGCGUGCUGCCGGACGGCCGCUCGGCGAUGAAGACGGGCCAGGCAGCAACGGCGAGUUCGCGGCCCCCUUCACCGUCCAGCUGAAGCAGAGCCUCGUCCGCAUCUUUCAGCAAUACUGGCGAACGCCCGUGUACAUAUACUCCAAGCUGGCUCUCUGCACCCUCACCUCCCUCUUCAUCGGUUUCAUCUUCUUCCAGGCGCCCAACACGGUGCAGGGCCUUCAAAACCAGAUGUUUGCCAUCUUUCAGCUGCUCACGGUGCUCGGUCAAAUCGUGCAGCAGUCGAUGCCGCAGUUCAUGAUCCAACGGUCGCUGUACGAGGCGCGCGAGCGACCUUCCAAGGUCUACUCCUGGGUUGUUUUCAUGCUCUCGCAAAUCAUUGUCGAACUGCCCUGGAACGGGCUCAUGUCGGUGGUCAUGUACUUUUGCUGGUACUACCCCGUCGGCCUGCACCGCAACGCCGAGGCGGCGGGCGAGACGAGCGAACGCGGCGCGCUGAUGUUCCUCUUCAUCCUCAUGUUCAUGCUCUUCACCAGCACCUUUUCCACCUUUGUCACGGCCGGCUUCGAGAGCGCCGAGGGGGCGGCGAACCUGGCGAGCCUGAUGAUCACGCUGAGCCUCAUCUUCUGCGGCGUCCUCGUGCAGUCGGCCAACCUGCCGCGCUUCUGGGUGUUCCUGAACCGCGUCUCUCCCUUCACCUACCUCGUCGGCGGCAUGCUGUCGACGGGCGUGGCCAACACCGAAGUCGUCUGCGCCGCGAACGAGCUGCUACACUUUAGCCCGCCGGCGGAGCAGACGUGCGGCGAGUACAUGUCCAGCUACGUCGAGAUAUUCGGCGGCCGCGUCAUGGAUGCGAGCGCGACGGCCACGUGCGCCUUCUGCCCCAUCGCCGACACCAACACGUUCCUCGCUCGCGUCGACAGCAGGUACUCCGAACGGUGGCGAAACCUGGGCAUACUCUCCGCCUACGUCGUCUUCAACAUUGCCGCCGCCAUGCUCGUUUACUGGCUCGCGCGCGUGCCCAAGCGGAGCUCUCGUGGUGCGCAAGCGAAGAGCUAA
Messenger RNA from Drechmeria coniospora, 4470 nucleotides. Its product is annotated as ABC transporter ABCl1. Bases 1 to 4470 code for a protein of 1489 amino acids. Gene Ontology annotation, molecular function: ATP binding; ATP hydrolysis activity; ABC-type transporter activity. The record is from RefSeq and is a predicted model, not a curated record. Gene Ontology annotation, cellular component: membrane. The transcript has 3 exons. Lineage: Eukaryota; Fungi; Ascomycota; Sordariomycetes; Hypocreales; Ophiocordycipitaceae. Gene Ontology annotation, biological process: transmembrane transport.